UUUGAACCGGCUCGUUCAUCACCGACACAUCACUACUCGCUUCAUCGUGUGUCGGUUUCAAACAUGGAGGAGAGGGAAAGAACAAGUGUAAAGUCAGACACUGAACAAACAACAGCAACAUGUUCAAGUGCGACACCAGCACCGGAGCAAGAGCCGGAGACAGGCGGCAAACCCGAGGACGACGACGCGGAUAAAGUAGACGUCUGCUCGGAUAAGUUUGACCCUCUCUUGGCCUUGUACUCGCCCGCUGUGUCGCUUCCUUUCCCCAACAUCAAAUGCUUCAACAACGUGUCGGACUACGAGAGCUUUCUGCGGGGCGGCCGGGGCAGAGCCAAGCCGGAGAAUGUGGAGAAGAAGCGGCUGAAGGCGAUGAAGGGAGUGGCGGACCCGGAGCGCAUCGAGAGGCUGAAGAAGCUCAUGGUGAACAACAAGCCGGAGGAAGGAGAGAGCAGCGGGACGCAGCCGAGGAGGAGGAGGCAGAAGCCCCAGAAAAACGUCCUGACAAGGAUGCCCUUGUGUAAAGGCAGUCCGCUGGGGGAGCUGUACCGAUGCGUUGAGGAGAGGAUAAGAGUCAAAGUUCACAUCAGGACCUUCAAGGGACUGAGAGGAGUGUGCUCUGGCUUUGUCGUGGCCUUCGACAAGUUCUGGAACAUGGCAAUGGUAGAUGUAGAUGAGACAUACAGAGAGCCUCUGCUGGGAGAGGCGUUCUACCAUGAGAAAGCCCUCACCAUCUCACGGCUCUUUGACAAACUAAAGAUCCAGGAGCGCUCAGCAGGUGAUGAUCUGGCAAAGAAGCCCAAACAAGACCAGGAAACAGCCACCAAGCACCAGCCUGCUCACUCUACUAGCAAAGGAGGGCACAGCAGGACUGAGUCCAAGCUGUCAGACGCUGUUAAAACCAGAGAGGAUAAACACAAAGUCUCGCUGAAGGACCAGAGUCCAGAGGUCUGUCAGAAAAAAGACUCUAAGAUGUACGGCAAGGUCCGUGUACGACACAUCAACCAGCUUUUCAUCCGGGGCGAGAACGUCAUCCUGGUUAACCCACAGCCGCUCUGAUUUCUAACAUUUAAGUAGUAUUUUACACUAAUGAUAGGUGUGAAAUCCUAUAGAUGAUCUAUAUGCUUAUUUAGAUUCAGAAGAAUCAAACAAGGACUACUGUUAUAUCACAUUGAUAUGGAGGUUUUUCUCUGGCCACCAGAGAAAUUAUCUUGAUUUUCAGGAAUAAAAGCGUCUCAGUUCUAAUUA
This is a messenger RNA of Larimichthys crocea (large yellow croaker), 1245 nucleotides long. It is a transcript of the gene lsm11, whose product is annotated as LSM11, U7 small nuclear RNA associated. The record is from RefSeq and is a predicted model, not a curated record. Lineage: Eukaryota; Metazoa; Chordata; Actinopteri; Sciaenidae. Gene Ontology annotation, molecular function: U7 snRNA binding. The transcript has 5 exons. Bases 64 to 1056 code for a protein of 330 amino acids. Gene Ontology annotation, biological process: mRNA 3'-end processing by stem-loop binding and cleavage. Gene Ontology annotation, cellular component: U7 snRNP.